Hansenula anomala is the source of this 1722-nucleotide messenger RNA. RefSeq names its product Rxt3p (gene RXT3). The coding region runs from base 1 to 1722 and encodes 573 amino acids. The record is from RefSeq and is a predicted model, not a curated record. The transcript has a single exon. Lineage: Eukaryota; Fungi; Ascomycota; Saccharomycetes; Phaffomycetales; Wickerhamomycetaceae.
AUGUCCAACCCAAACCAAAACAUGCGUCCGUCUCUGCCUUCUAUGCUCUCUGAUAAUCAAGGCAAUAAAAACAAUGCUCCAAACAACACCCCACCAACUAGCUCUUCUUCAUUCAAUCCCCAAGAUGCUGGCUCAUCUAAAUCCCCAGGACAAGGUAUAAGGCUGCCGCCUAUUUCAUUUCUAUCAAACAUUUCAAGUAUGUCAAACCCUCAUCAAAUGGCACCUCCUUCAUCUCUAGGGGUUCCAAGACUGUUGAACAAUGUUGAUCAACCAAGUGCUUCAAAUCCAAAUACACCAAACACAGUUUCAACACCUCAGUUUGGAUCUACAGGUACACCAGGAUCUGAUCUAAACAACAAAAUUUCACCACCAACCAUCCCAUCUAUAGCACAUUUAACAAGUCAACGAGAACAACCAUCAUUCAACACAACCCCAACUGAAAUUAAAAGUGAAACUCCAAAUCAACUCCCAAAACCGUCUUUUUUAAGCAAUAUUGUUUCAUCAAAUAAUACAAAUGAACCAAGGUUACCAACACCACAACAAGUUCCACAAGUGCCUCAAGUUAAACUGAAAGAGGAUAUAACUAAACCAGAUGUUAAUGAAGAAUCAGAUGAGGAUAUAAUCAAGUAUUAUGAGAACAAGUAUGGAAUUACUGAUUUCACAAAUGAGGAAAAACAUGACAUUUUACAACAUGAGAAAAGAGCACGUAUUGAAAAAGCCAAGAAUCCUAAUUACAAGACAUAUUUAUGUUAUUCAAUAAUUAAAAGAUUAAACACAAUCCAACCAACAAAGAAAUCUCAAUUAGAGGAAGAAACAAUUGUUAAGCUUCCAGCUCAAAAAUUUGUCAAGAGAGAAAUUAUCAUUAAUAAUGAUGACGUUUUAGAUUUUGCUUCAAAAUUCCCAAGAAAACAUCUAGGUUCAUUAUUAUAUACACCAUAUCCAACAAGAAGUACACAUAGACAAUUAUCAGUUUUCCAGCCUUCAGAAUACAACACACCUGAACCAAAUGAGCAAGAAACUGAGAUUGUUCCAUUGUUACCUGAGUUAAGAGAUUAUAUCAAUUGUAUCUUGACUGUUAGAAUUCCAUCAUAUCAAAUCAAUGAUUUACAAAAUAACAAAAACUAUAUAAACAGGGCAAUUUGGGGGACUGAUGUCUACACAGAUGAUUCAGAUAUUUUGUUGAUAUUGAAGCAUAAUGGAUUCUUACCAAGUAUAGAUAAUGAAUUAGAAAAUACCAUAAAUAAUGGUUCAAAUUUCACCACUGAGAAAACAACACCAGGAAAUAAAGCGGAACCUCAUAACAUUGAUCAAACUGUGAAUAACUUUAGACAUUUCAUUAAUAUCAUUGGUGGUGAUAUCCACGUUGAUUUGAUUAUCUUACCUACUUUGAAUAAAUAUGAAGGUAUUUAUAGAAAUGGGGUUAACUCAAGAGAUUGGAAAACUGGUCAUGAUGGUGUCAGUGUCGCUAUUUAUGGUGUUAGGUAUGGUGAAAUAAACAGUGCAGUGGAGAAUGUAAAUGAUGUUGAUGUUAAAAAGAGAAAAAUAGAUCAAGUUAAUGAAAUGAGAGAAACUCCUGUUGAGAUUUUAGAUAAUGAUGGGAAAUGGAAAUUGAAUUAUGAAGCUUGGAAAAAGAUAAAGUUACAGAUCGAGUUGGAGAAGAGUAAAAAAAGUGGCAAGAGUGAUGAAAAGGAUGGCGGUGAAAAGCCUGAGGAGAAAAAGUAG